AUGAAUCGAUUAAUCGAACGAGAAUUAAGUAAAAAAUUUGAUCAUGAAUUAUAUAGUCUUAAACCUAAUCAUCGUCCUUUACAACAACAUCCAUUCAUUAAUGAUGAUUUACCUAAUCGAAUCUUAUCUGGUUUAGUAAUAAUAAAACCAAAUGUAAAAGAAUUUACAUCUGAUGGUCAUGGUGUAAUAUUCGAAGAUGGUACACAAAUUGAUCAUAUCGAUUGUAUUCUUAUGGCAACUGGUUUUAAUAUUUCAUUUCCUUAUUUAAAUGAAACUAUUCUAUCGGUCAAAGAUAAUAAGGUAAAUAAGAAAAGAAAAAUGUAGAAUUAAAUACGUAUGUUUAUUUAAUAAAGUGAUAGAAAAAAGUUUAGAAACAACGAUUUUUUUCAUAAUGUUAAGCACGUAGCUUCAAUCCAAAUAGUGAUUUUAAAAGCUAAUGAAGUUUUCUAUCCAAUACACUUUAUAACAAGAUUUUACAGAUGAACAAUGACGGUAAAGCUCCUAAAAAACCGAACACGGUAUUUUUCAAGUUCUAGAAGACUUUGCUAGAGCUAUUCUUGAACGAUGCCAUCUUAAAGAGCACAAAAUUCUGAGCAAAAUGAAAGAUCGCCGAGUUUUCUACGAACUCCUCAUAAAAAGUUACAAGUAUCACAAAAAUCAUGAAAA
This is a messenger RNA of Rotaria sordida, 666 nucleotides long. Lineage: Eukaryota; Metazoa; Rotifera; Eurotatoria; Philodinida; Philodinidae. The record is from the annotation of a GenBank genome assembly.